AUCCACAACGUCCCCCUCCGCUUGUCCAUAGCCCUUCUCUAUUUAUCUCCUCCAUCUAACCUCAACUUCCAAUGGCACCCAAACCCGCUUCCACUGCCGGCAAGGCUCCUGCUUCUACCGCCUCAAAGGCGCCAGCCAAAACCACUGAGGGUGCUAAGGGUGCGAAGAAGACUUCCAAGGCUGCUGCUGGUGGAGAGGAGGCGAAGAAGAAGCGACGAAAGACCAGGAAGGAGACCUACUCUUCUUACAUCUAUAAGGUCUUGAAGCAGGUGCACCCUGAUACGGGUAUCUCCAAUAAGGCUAUGGCCAUUCUCAAUUCUUUCGUCAAUGACAUCUUCGAGCGUAUUGCCACAGAGGCGUCUAAACUCGCCUCGUACUCCAAGAAGUCAACAAUCUCAUCUCGUGAGAUUCAGACGGCUGUUCGUCUCAUUCUUCCUGGCGAACUUGCCAAGCAUGCUAUUUCAGAGGGUACCAAGUCUGUGACGAAGUUCUCGAGCGCGGGUGCCAAGUAAUCGUUUGCGUCAGAGGGUUAUCUUGUCUCAUUGUUGUAUUUGCAUAUCAAUUCUGUAUUCUAGUUCGAUUUCUACUUCUACUGUACGGAUAUCUCUGAUAACUCCUAUUUGUCUGGG
This is a messenger RNA of Somion occarium, 629 nucleotides long. Lineage: Eukaryota; Fungi; Basidiomycota; Agaricomycetes; Polyporales; Cerrenaceae. The record is from the annotation of a GenBank genome assembly.